GUAACAUUGAGGAAGAAGACAAAGUCUGUAGUGCCAAUUGAGUUGAUUCCAGUGAUUUUGCUGCCCAUAUGUUCAACCCCAACUCUCGGUAGGCGAAGUCUAGCCGGGGUGCCUGCCUCAACUGUCACCCUCUCUGUAAUCUCAGUCCAUGGCCCGAGAUUUUGA
Messenger RNA from Rodentolepis nana, 165 nucleotides. NCBI's taxonomy places the organism in Eukaryota, Metazoa, Platyhelminthes, Cestoda, Cyclophyllidea, Hymenolepididae. The record is from the annotation of a GenBank genome assembly.